UGUAAGGUUACGCGAGAACAGAGCAACGAUGUUUUGGGACGUUGGAAAAUUCCCACGAGAGGAAGCGCUACCAGUUUCUGCUUAGUCGGGGUGUCGAUGCUUAGAAGGCGACGCCAGCGAAGUUCUUCCGCCCACGUCAGUCGCAGGAGAGAAUCGACUUCAAACAGAAAAUAAUCAACCUGGAUGGAACGCCUAUUAAACUUCAAAUCUGGGACACGGCGGGGCAGGAGCGGUUCCGCACUCUCACCACGGCCUACUACCGCGGCGCCAUGGGCAUCCUGCUCAUGUACGACGUGACCAGCCUGGACUCCUUCAACCACCUCUCCUACUGGCUCCGGAACAUCCAGGAGAACGCGGCGCCCGACGUGGUGAAGGUGCUGGCGGGGAACAAGUGCGACGCGGCGGCGCAGCGAGCCGUGGAGACGGAGCGCGGGGAGAAGAUGGCGGAGAGCUUCGACAUGCCCUUCUUCGAGGUGUCGUGCAAGCAGGACGUGAACAUCGAGGAGGCCUUCCUCACGCUGGCGCGCCGCAUCCGAGAGCAGCGCCGCCGCAGGGCCAGCCUGUUCGAGAGCGGGGACAAGUCGCCGACGCACGUUGACCUGACGCAGCCACAGAACUCGGACGCGUGGCGCUGCUCCUCGUGCUAGCUGUUCGGCGCGCCUUUCGCUGUCUCCCCCCCGUCCGCUCCUCCUAUCCCUCCCGCCCCUGGCCCCGCGCAGCCGGUUUCCCCCAGGGGGAAUGCUGGACCCUCGACGACCCGCCGCGCGCACGCCCCCACCGGCGCCCGACAUGAGGCGAGGCGAGGCACACGCGGCGAUGGCGGCUGCGGCGCCCCCAUGCCCCUCUCCCCAAACCGUCACACCCCCCGCGCCUGAGUGCAUCGCAGCAGAGCAGCUGUCGCUCGCGUGCGAAAGGGCUGCGAGAGAAAUUUCCGGGCUCCUUCCGAUGCAAUCACAUUUCUCUUCGACGAAAUGCUCCGUGGGGUUCAGAAACGAGGGUCAUUCGAGAGUUGUAUCGUGUGGGAUGUCGCUCGAGAGCUUUUAGAGUGACGAAUUCUAUAGGAUAUUGCUAGGUGGGGUUUUUGAGAAUGAAAUUUUGCAGGGGACUAUUAAUAUAAGGGUAUUUAGAUGGAUAAAUUACAUAGGGCAGUGAUAUUCAAUCAAAUGUUUGCGUACUUUGAUUAUUGUAAUUUAUCGAAUUUGUUUCAAAGAACAACUACAACUAAAUUAAUAAAUUAUAUCAUUGUGUAGGGCUAACAAAACAGAGAAAUUUCCUGAUUAUCUCUCUGAUAUAGUCGGAUUUAUAUUUCUAAUCUAUUUGUGAUCUCGUAAGCAAGUAAUAUUAGUGCGCGAAACACAUAUAGAUUCAAUAUCACUGAUAUAGGGCAUAAUUGUGAAAGUCUUUUGACAAUGAAAUUCCUUCGUAGAUCUCUACGAAGGUGUUUCGAGUGUGGAUUCGGUGGGAUAUUGAUGUGAGGGUCCAGUAGAAGUGAUGAGCUCGCUUUUCUUCUUUUCCAACACUUCGAAUAUUCCUUUCCUUCUACAAAUUUUAAAAUUCAACGCACUGAAAACGAAAGGUCCAUAAUCUACCUAACGAGAACGUGGGAAACAAUUUGACCUAGAUAGAGAAAACUACUGUACCAUAAGUGUGCAUGAAAGCAUCUUUUGCGAGAGAUUUAAGUGAAAAGUGUCUUUUCUGAGAUAAAAAAUAUAGUGGACACCUAUAACGCCUCUGAUUAUACCUGACCUGGAACGCCUUCGCGGUUCCACCCAUGAUUAAUGAACGCUAAUUUAUUGGAUUUUAAAUAUACAGUAGACAACAGUAAAAUAAUAAUUUCCCUUUUUUAUUUGAAUUACGAGAAUCAGUGGAGGAAUGAUAGUCUCAGAGUCAAUUUCUUAUCCCAUUAUCGCGAAUAAGAAUAACCUUAUAGAAAACACUGCAAAUAUUAUGUUGUUUGCAAUAUUUUGACUUCUAGUUACAUCAAUAGGCUUCUAUAUAUUUUAGUAUCACACUUGCGAUUAAAAUAACUGGUGAUGUGAUUUUCUAAUCUAAUAUAAACCUUUCCUUUUUCCAUAAAUUUAUUUUAGUUAAAAUUAUUAUUUAUUUUUGCCAUUUAUUAUCAGAGACUUUUCAUUUUCAUCUCUUUUUAUGUCUUGAUUGACACUAUCUUUAGCGAAUCCGAUGGAAUGAUGUGAAAAAUAGUCCACCUUUUUCAAGUUAAUAUUUGAAGAAAAGUCAAUAUCUUAGUAGCUAUUAUUUUUACACUUAUUGAGUAAAGUAAAUAGAUAUAUAAAUGUAGUAGUAUUAAAUAAAAUGACUGACAAGAUUUCAGAGAAUUUAGUAAGCAAUCAAGGUGAAAUAAAUGUGACUUUUCAUGUUAUUAAUGAAACUGAAAACAAAUUUUAGAAUUAUUAAAUUGAUCAGAAAAUAAUUUAUUUUAAUAUUGUUCGGUUUUGCCAAGAAAAUUGUUACCUUUUUGGUACAUCACUUACAAAAUACAAGUUUUGCGCUGUAACUAAAGCUCAAACGCACGUGGUGCAUCUGCAUCACAAGCACACUUAUUGGGAAUUGAGAAGUGAGACGUGUGAUCUCUGCGCUCAUCUCUCGCCGCGCGUAUCCCCCUUCCCGCCAGCAAAUCCUUGUGAGUUUCCCUGGAACACGCGUGGCGCCGCCUUCGCAAGAGACGGUUGGGUUCGGAGCCAACAGGGUUUUGAUCUCGACCGAGGCUCCGCGCCCUCGAAACGCCUACGCCAGGCCUAGCGCUCUGACCUCCCUCCCUCGGUCUCAUCCCCGCCGCCCUUCAUCUGGCGGAGCUCUGCCCUUGUCUCAGACACCCCCCCCGCUAGAGAGUGCGUCCCAGCUCUUUCCUACGCUCGCUGGGGCAACCGGAUAUUUUCAUUCCAUUCCGAAGUCUUGUGUCGUCCCAACAAAAACAAACUCGGCGACUCGACCCAACGUAAACGCACCAGGAAGAGCCUCUUCGCCCUUCGGUUCAAACAUAAAAACCGCGAACUCCGCGGAAAAAAAACGAACCUUGGAAGUUAAAGUCGCGAUGAAUUACGAGAUGUUCCAUGAAUAAAAGCCCUCGUGUCUGGCUGGUAGCCAAAGCCCCCUAAACUUGCAGAGGCGGGCGCUUCGUAGCACAGUUUCCUAUCGAUCCCGCUUGAGGCGCUGCCGCCGGGCGCUGACGCGGCCAGCACCCUCGCGGGCUUGACAACUUAAUUACUGCUAAUUCCGCAAGAGGCGCUCCGAACGUGACUGUGCGAGAAACAAACGAGCGGCGUGGUGCGGAGGUGCAGCAGUCAUCCUCCGCCUCGCUCGUCGCUCCCGUGGUUCUCGUCGGCGUCGAUUUUGCGGUACCAGGGUGGCGACGUAAUUUGGAAGGGGAGGCCGACUGAUGUUGCGGGUAAAACAUUGAGGGAAGCGGAGAAAGCUAAUUGCUGGCGGCCGUUGACUCGAUCCCCGCGCUCGACUCGAGCGUGUGUAAGUGCACGAGGGGAGGAGUAAUUGUGCGAGGAGUCGGGGAAAUGGACGAGUGCUUCGGAACAGAGCUCUCUAGUUUCCAGCCAUGCCACUGUUAUACACUGCGUCGCUAGGGAAACGAGCACUUCAAUAUCAAAAACAAAUGAGACUAAAGAAACGAAAUUAAUGUACGAGUAGCCUCACUCGAACAAGGGAAAACAAUUUCUCUCCAUUUACAUACAAAUUACAAAACUACAGAGCCGGCGAACUCAAUUCAAAUUCAAUUCAAAUGCGUAUUUACCCAUACGUUAAAAUGCCAUUUGUUCUAUUGGAACAUCAUCCCUGUAUGCGGAUGAAUGUUUAAAGUGUUUUUAGAGAAUCAUUUGGGUCGUGUCUUCAGAAAAUUAGGACUUAACAUGUAUUAUAAAAUUCUUCUUCAUAAACUAUACAAUAACAAACAAGACAAAAAAGGUUUCUGUUAUAUUCGAGAAUGCUUAAAAUUACGAUCGGAUGUUUGUAAUGGUUUAUGAAUAUUGUAAUAGGUAUUUACCUACAAUACAAUGAACAUACAAUACAACAAAGCAUUAAUUCAGGGACUGUGAAUCCAGAACGAGAAAAUGAUCUCCAUGACGAAUAGUAAGCAACAUGGUGAAGUUGACUGAUUAUUUAAUUUUUGUUAUGACAAUCAAUGGAAUGAUAAUUAAUCAUAAACUUCCAGUGGUUCAUGUCCACAUUUGUUCUUCAAUCGUAACUUCCUUCUAUGGGAGCCACGCUCGAAUGCGCAGCGAGUGCAAUCUAGUGCUGACAAGGCACGCUCCACCGAUGUAUCUCAAAGCGGCAAGCAAGUCGCGGUGGGCGACAUCCCGAGCUAUUUUCGACUCAGCCGAGAGAGAGACAAUCGAUUGCAGCGAGCAGGGCGAGGCCGUAUUUUUCCGACAGCGUUGUUGCUCUGUCCGAGCGCAAGCCGCGUUCUCCUGACCUUCUCUACCCUCGGGGGGGGGGGCGCCCCUUAGGGUGGCAAGAUGCGAGUUGUGGCCACCCCAUGACCCCAUUCUCUUUCCUCCGACUCCCCCGCGACUUUCGUCGUCACCCCCGCUUUCCCUUCACAAGAGAACGGCUCGAUCCUGUUUGGCGAGUGUUACCAGCCGGUGCAGAACAUUUCUUUGACCGACGACACAUAAUGGGCGUUCGCCGUCGUUUUAUCUAUUUAUUUCAUCAAUAAUAAACUGUUUUCAUUUUAUUUCUUUUUUAAAUUAAUUUACCUUCUUGUGUGAUCUCAAGAAUUUAUUUAAACCAGCCUCUGCCGCCGCCGUAUUUUCUCUUCCUCACGUUUUUCAUUCCAUGCUAAGAGAUUUUCCUUUCCGUUCGCUUUUUCAGAAACAGAUUUUCGAGUCACAUUCGUGUGUUCUAUAGCAUUUAUUUGGCAAUAAUGGUUUGUUCGUACAAAUCUAUAAAAUAUAAUCAGGCUUUUUCACGCAAUUUCUCUGCUUGUGAUGUUAUUGGUGGCUGGUUUAAAUAAAAGAAGAAACGGUUUCUCGUAUUCAAGUCAAUCAAUAAGGAAACUUCUCAGAAAGAUGCUUUCGUGCGUGAACCAAUUCCACAACGCCUUGCAUGACGCCUUCGCUGUAGCAAAACUCAUUUUCAUAAGCAUUGUACAGGACAUAUUCUUUACAUGCAGAUUAUACAAAAAAAUAUAUUUAAAAAGUAGUUCAGUCAUAUGCCGCGACACUGCGAAGCCAGUAUAUCUUGUGACACGCGCCUAAACGCCUCUCUGUGCCUCUCGUGAUAGAACCAAUGUGUUGCAUGCAGUUUAGAUAUCACGACCAAUGCCCGCCGCGUUGGGGCGGUGAAUGUUUUUGCCUUGGGUAGUAUUCAACGCACGCGUCGCACGGUUUCCAUAGCAACGGCCUCCGCUGUAGACUUGUCGGGCAGUUGCAAAGGUAGAUAGAUGUAUAUUUAAACGAUAUGCCCAAAUGUAAACAAAUUCUCGUGUACGCUCAAAACUUUUUUGUGGUUGGAUUUUAAAUACCUGAGUGUGUGAGAUUAUGAAUAGGCAUUGUAUGAAUAAGGAAACAACUAAUCGAGGUGUCAUGCCAAAAUAAAAUAAAAUUUAUUUAGUUAUAAAUUUAGUAGGAUGAAAAUACGAAUUACCAAUCCCGUCAAAUACUUUCCUUUAAAAAUUCCGAAGGAUAUAUCUAAGAGUUACUGUUCAAACCAAGUAUAUCAACGAUAUUUAAAAAUAGUGUUUAAUGAAUGCUGCAAAUGUAAAUACAGCUCAUGUGUGGCUAUUUACGUGGCUUCGUGGCAUUAUGAAUGUUUCGCCAUAUAAAGUCAUAUCGUGAAUACUUCACAUCAAAACAAGGCAAAUAGGAUUAACCUAAAAGAUGAAGCAGUGAAGAGGUUUUCUGAGCAAAGCUCAACGUCAUUGGUCUAAGACUGACUUCCAUGUUGCUGGUUCACAUCCAGGAUAUCAAUCUGAAAGCAACUUUUUAUUUUGCUGUCAUUAUCAAAGUGACAAGUAAUCUUACGAAGGGCUGAAGCUUUCAGGUUGUGAAUUGUAUCAUAUUUAUACUUAGAAAUGUGCUUUCUUGAGCCCUGUAUUGUUCCUUCACUUAUAUUAAAAUCCCUAUUAAAACUACUCCCUUCCAUACAUUAUCAAGUUUUCAAAUCUUGAUGUCAUUCUUUUAGUUGCUCUGAGAUAGAAAUCCUGGGUGACUUUUUUCCAAGUAAGAAAACCAUCAAUUAUUUACAUGUUCUCGCAAGAGAAUGUAGAGCUCUGUAUGAGAAACAUACAAUGUAAUAUAUAACAAUAUACUUGUGAUUUUUUGCUAAAUGUAUCGUGUUAAAGUACACUAAAGCUGGCCUUUAGAUGUAUAUGUGAGGGUCACACGUUGCAUUUUGUAGUUAGACUUGUGUUCUGCCAUUAUGUGUGCAAGCUAGAGAGAGUCAAAAUAAUUUUUUCCCUUCCAGUAACCACUGAGGAUCUAACCACUUGUGUUGUUACGUCAAAUAGCAAAAAAACCCUCCUGCGUUCAGGAACGGCUAGAGUGAGGUGGAGUAGCGAAACAAACUGCUCGCAGCGACAGAAACCCGAAAACUCAAGUGAAUGCGUUCGUGCCUUCACAAGAACCUAGCUUUCCGCCUAAUAGGAAUGUGUGCAAGUGCCAGGCAAAACAUACUAUUUAUAUGACAUCAGUUGACAAAUUGGAUACUUUCACAUUGUAGAUUCCGCGAUCAACUUUUCAACUCUUCGGUUAAAUAAAGACCAGGACAUAACCAGAAAUUUUAUUUUUUAGAAUAAAUUUAAUAUCUAAAACAAUCUUGAAACAUAACAAAGCAUUUUCCAAUUGAUGUCACUCUAAAAGGCACUCGAUGUUUGUUUCACAUUCCUAUUGCUUAGAUGAGGGUGCCCUAGACUGGUGUUCUCAACCGAAAUGGUUCGUGAGAUGGUCUUUCAUCAAGAGCCGCAUACAAAACUGAAAGGUCGUUUACAAAUUGUAAAAACUUAUUGAAAUGUACAUUCAAAUUCUACCCUUGUGUUGCGCAAUAAAAUGUUAAAUCCCAUUAGUUGAAGUUAAAAUUUCUGAUCACCGUCACGAUACAUGAAAAAUUAAUAGCAAGGAUUAAAAUUUGAAAUUAAUUGGUCAGUUUGUCUCACGCACCAAAUGAGUCGCAGAACACUGUUUUAGCACCGAAAACACCACUACGUGUUCUACCUCAAACUGAGACGCGUGAUUUUCUAAUAAUAAGCAGCUUUCGUCAACUUGUUCCAUUAGAACAAAUUCCUCUGUCGUUUACCGACGAUUAAGUUAUUUUGCUUUCUAUUGACCACUGGGACCAGCAUAGAGAAAAAUAUAUGAGAACGCGUUGGGUUGCUGUUUGUAAAAUCGUCUUAAAACUGUGAAAUCAAACAAAGCUCAUGUUUGUAACGCCCUCCUUUGGAGAGCUCCUGUCACGAUGACAGUUAUUCAGUGUUUCAGUGUUAUAAGUAUCUGUAACGAUUGUAAAAACUGUAGAUUUAGCGUGCUAUUACUAUAUUAUUUUCCAGUGCAUGAAAUGCGCACAACACAGUAAUAUAAAUCGAUUCUAAGUUUUGGUUUGGUAAGCGAUAUAUGAAUGACAUUUUCUUUUAUUUAUUGUAAAUACGACCAAGAUAUGGACAAGUAUUAUAAUAAAGUUUUAAGAGUAGAUAAAUAUAUUUAUAGGAGCAAUGAAAUUGCACAAGAGUAAUUUUAGAAGAUGUAAUCUACAUUUUAACUCCCACGAAAAGGUUUAUCAGCGUGUGUGUGUCCAUAGCUUGGUUGUAUGCGUUUAAAUUACGCAAUGUGAAUAGGUAAGCUGUACAUAUUUGUCGAAAACGCAUUUUCAUAAAAAUUAUCAAUGUUGCUGUUUAAUUUGAAAUAUUUUAAAGUAUUUGAACUGUGAUUUUUUCUUGUAGAUGGUAUAUGAGGGGAUUAAAACCAAGUGCGCUACAAUGAAAGCGUUUUAUUUGUACUAAGAUCCAGAGCAGUGCUUCUUGUGUGUCUCACUGUAAGUUGUAACUGUUAUUUAGACUUUGUGCAUUACAUUACAUCUACGGACAUACAUCACGUAACUAAUUAAUGAUGACACAUUUUCACAAUACAUUUAAAGUUAUUAAACACUAUUGAUUGUUUCAAAAAUAUACCUUGACUUCUUCAUACAACAUGUGAAAGGUAAUUGUAACUAUCAGC
Molecule: messenger RNA, 8174 nt
Organism: Gryllus bimaculatus (two-spotted cricket)
Lineage: Eukaryota; Metazoa; Arthropoda; Insecta; Orthoptera; Gryllidae
Source: the annotation of a GenBank genome assembly